UUCGUAGCCAUAGCGACCGCGAGGUAUUGCGAGGUAUGGCCGAUGGCCGCUCGAUUAAUAGUUUGUUGCGAAUGACAGCUACGCAAGAAGCGAAUACAAAGAAAUGUGCAAGGCUACCGGUCCCAGUGACGCCAUAAAUACGUUCUCUUUAUAACGCUCAAGUUCACUAUGUAUAAUAAGUGACGAGUAAUAAUACGAGUAAAAAUUGUCAAGUAUCUCAAUAGUGAACAUGAAUCGAUACAUAACUUUGAAUCAGUUGGGUGAUGGAACCUUUGGUUCUGUUGUGCUGGGAGAACGUAUUGACACGGGGGAAAAGGUGGCUAUAAAGAGAAUGAAGAGAAAAUAUUACUCUUGGGAAGAAGCUAUGAAUCUGCGAGAAGUAAAGUCAUUGAAGAAACUUAGUCACGCAAACGUCGUGAAACUUAAAGAAGUUAUACGGGAGAAUGAUGUGCUGUAUUUCGUAUUUGAGUACAUGAAAGAAAAUCUCUAUCAACUAAUGAAAGACAGGGAUAAACUUUUUCCCGAACCAGUAAUAAGAAACAUGGUGUAUCAAGUAUUGCAAGGUCUCGCUUUUAUGCACAAACACGGUUUCUUUCAUCGCGACAUGAAGCCAGAAAAUUUAUUAUGCAUGGGUCCCGAGUUAGUAAAGAUUGCUGAUUUCGGGCUAGCGAGAGAAAUUCGAUCGAGACCUCCAUAUACGGAUUACGUAUCAACAAGAUGGUAUCGAGCACCGGAAGUGUUACUACACUCUACGACUUACAACAGUCCGAUUGAUAUUUGGGCGGUCGGCUGUAUAAUGGCUGAAUUAUAUACAUUUAGGCCACUGUUUCCUGGUAAAAGUGAGAUUGACGAAAUAUUUAAAAUUUGUUCUGUAAUUGGAACACCUGAUAAAGAUGAUUGGCUAGAGGGAUACCAAUUGGCUACAGCUAUGAAUUUCAAAUUUCCGAAUUUUACGCGUACGUCGUUGGCUGUGUUAAUACCUAAUGCCAGUCAAGAGGCAGUCAUACUCAUGGAAGACAUGUUACAGUGGAAUCCUAUAAAGAGACCAACGGCGCAACAAUCGCUCAGGUAUCCAUAUUUCCAAGUCGGUGAUCCACAUACCAUUAAUAGUAAAAAAAUUGGAGUCGUAUCUCAACGAGAACUUGUUAUGAACAAAAUAAAUCUUCCACCUCCUGUGCCUAAACAAUAUAAUUAUCCCCAAGAAGACUCCGUCAUUAAUAAUUUUAUUCAAUCGAGAACAUCAGAAAAGAUGCUCGUUGAAUCACAACAGCAGCCAGCGGCCUUACCGUUACUGAAUCAUAAUAAUGAUCAUAAGCAUGAUAGCAACGCCUCUAAAUGGGACGAGGACGAUUUUGCGGAUCUCCUAGGAAGCAAAAUUGUCCCAGAGAAUCCGAGCGCAACACUCAUCUCAGAUCGCGUAUAUAAAGAAAAUCGUGCCAAUUGGAAUGCCAAUUAUCAGCAAUCGGACAGUUUGCAUGGCAAUGCAAAUUGGUCCCUACCAACAUGGAAGGAAUCACCAUCGAGAAUAUGGAAUCAGUCAAAUCAAUCUAAUCAGAUGAAGAACUUACGUAAGGUCUCAGCAAAACAACACUAUCUCAGUGUGGCUCGGUACGUCGCAGGCCAGAGCACAAAUUUGUCAUCCAGAAAUGAGGAUUCUGAUAUCAGCCGAUCUAAACUGCUAUUAAAUGGAUUCAUCGGUCAGGCAACAUCCAACAAAUAUGAAGAUUUUACAGAAUCUUUUUGGGGGCCUAGAAAUAAUAUUGAGAAUCAAACGAGACAACAUUAUCUCGCGCGAAACCGUUAUAUCACCGAACAAAGCUUGAAAUUACCUUAUCCCAGCGUGUAUGGUACCCAAAAUAUUAAAACUACCAAUAAGCCUAUGUUUCAACCAAACUUGUUUGGAAAUGUUUUCAACUCAAAAGCUAGUAAUGGACCUCACAGUCGAACAGAUUGGGCAGCAAAAUACCUCAAAUGACCAUAAUUGUAAAAAGGUUUGUUCUUUUUAAUUCAAUAAUUUCGUCAUCGUGGCCUUAUUUUCUAGGCGAAUUUCAACUGUGAUAGAACGUGUUGUCGUUCCAUUGUGGCAGACAUAAAUAAGAGAAAAAACGCGUUUUUUCUCUACGAUAAGAUUUCACGAAAGUAAAAUCGCACUUUAAUUAUGAAAAGAUAGAGUAUGACAUGUCAAAUGGAAGAAUGGAAUUGUCGCGGUGUUAUUAAACGCAGCAUUUUUAUAUGAUCAAGAGAAGUUCCAGCGACGGUUAUAUAGAUUACUACAAGUCAUCCAUGUUAGUUGAUCAUGUAUGAAAAAAGUUUAAUUUUCUGAAAAACAAAUAAUUUGGAACUCGA
Trachymyrmex septentrionalis is the source of this 2346-nucleotide messenger RNA. RefSeq names its product serine/threonine-protein kinase ICK. The record is from RefSeq and is a predicted model, not a curated record. Gene Ontology annotation, molecular function: ATP binding; protein serine/threonine kinase activity. Lineage: Eukaryota; Metazoa; Arthropoda; Insecta; Hymenoptera; Formicidae. Bases 230 to 1975 code for a protein of 581 amino acids. Gene Ontology annotation, biological process: intracellular signal transduction; protein phosphorylation; intraciliary transport. The transcript has 10 exons. Gene Ontology annotation, cellular component: cilium; cytoplasm; nucleus.